This is a messenger RNA of Ananas comosus (pineapple), 2818 nucleotides long. RefSeq lists its product as uncharacterized. The coding region runs from base 529 to 2442 and encodes 637 amino acids. The record is from RefSeq and is a predicted model, not a curated record. The transcript has 3 exons. Lineage: Eukaryota; Viridiplantae; Streptophyta; Magnoliopsida; Poales; Bromeliaceae.
UUCCUUCCGUUUUCCCCCUCCGCUUCUCUUCUUCGUUGUCGUCCGCGCUUUCCUUUCGUUUUUUUUACUAAAAAGAGAAACCCUAACUCUAACUCCAACCCUAACUCUAACCACUAACCCUAACCCUAACCUUCGCCUUCAUCGCCAUCUCGGGUUCUCAGAAAGAUUUCUUGUUCUUUGGUAUCACCAAUUCGAGUGUGUAGCAGUAGCUGACCUUUGCUACCAACAUAUAAUUGGUCUUGAGGUCUCUGUUGCAUUGGUUAUACUAUAUGGUACCUUUGGUUGUUAACCUGCAAUAUAGCCUCACUUUAGCCACUACUUUCUAGUACAUUCUACUUCCUUACAGUUCACGGAAAAAUGGACCGUUGUGAUACCUCUGGAUUUGUCAGCGGAGGCUGUGAGGAUUUCUACAAAGACCAUUGCCUUUCAUUUAGUUUAUUAAAGUUUAGCAACCACUGAAUUCAGGACAAUUUAUACUUCUCAAAUCUCAAUAAAGAUUUAGCCAGCAAUAUAGCUUGUAUUCUAUUCAUGGAUACCAAUAUCUCUUCUUCGAGUACUUCUGAGUGGAGCACAAUUACAUCGGCAGCUGGAUAUCGAACAGAUGCUACCGUACGCCACUCUUCAAUAGAACGGAAUUUGGAUGAUUCCAUUGGAAGUGAUUUUCUUAAAAAUCCUCCACUUUCACUGGCUUUGGGCCACUCAGAAAGCAGCAAGCGAAGUUUGUUAACUGCUUGCACUAUCUCCUCAGCUAAGGAAAGAGAUGGAGAGGGCUCGAUGGAUCUUGGCUUGAAUUUUCAGCUGAGUCUGGGCAACAAAUUUGCUCACGGCUCAAAGAUGCCUGUUUUUCCUGUUCCAAAGGCGCUGGAAAAAGAACCCAAGUUCGACCUUCAAUUAAGUCUAUCGGUAGGACCAUUUGGAUCUGUUGUUAUGAAUGCUGCUUCAGCCUCAACUCACCAUCAGGAUAUCUUGGAGUCAUUAAAAGUUAUUUCAGUUCCAACUGUGGACGAAGGAUCAACAUCUCGCUGGAAAUGUGGGAGCAAUCUUUUACCAUAUUUGCACAUCAAUGGCGAAAGCACUGUAUUUCCUCCAAAACAUGUGAUUCCUGCAAGCUCUAGUCAGUCUCUUAUUCGAGAUCACACAUUACAGAGGGUUCAAACUACGAAAGUUCUGGCUGCCUCGAUCUUGCAGGAUGCUUGUGCACAAAAGCGCAAGUGUAGCACCAAAACCUGUCAGUACCCAUGUUGUGAAAAAGGUGCCCGAGGUGCUUCCAGGCUCUGUAUAGGCCAUGGCGGAGGGCGGAGGUGCCAAAAACCCGGUUGCAACAGGGGGGCUGAGGGCCGCACCAUCUUCUGCAAAACCCAUGGAGGUGGUCGCAGGUGCAACCAUCUCGGCUGCACAAAGAGUGCCGAAGGGCGCACGGACUACUGCAUAACCCAUGGCGGCGGUCGCCGCUGCAGCCACGAGGGCUGUGUCCGAGCCGCUAGAGGGAAAUCGGGCUGUUGCAUCAAGCAUGGUGGGGGAAAUAGAUGCCAAAGGGAGAACUGCACGAAGAGCGCCGAGGGCCGUACCCGCCUGUGCAUCUCGCAUGGUGGGGGCCGGCGCUGCCAGUUUCCUGAGUGCACGAGGGGUGCUCAGGGCAGCACGAUGUUCUGUAAGUCUCAUGGCGGGGGCAAACGGUGCACAUACCCUGAUUGCAGCAAGGGAGCUGAGGGAAGCACUCCCUUUUGCAAGGGGCAUGGCGGGGGCAAGCGCUGCUCGUUCACAGGCGGCUGCCUGAAAAGCGUGCAUGGCGGGACCAAGUUCUGUGUCGCCCACGGAGGUGGGAAGAGGUGCGCAAUGCCUGAAUGCCCUAAAAGCGCAAGAGGUCGGACGGCUUUCUGCGUUGGGCAUGGUGGGGGCAAGCGCUGCAAAUAUGACGGCUGUGGAAAGAGCGCACAAGGAAGAACCAAUUUCUGCAAGAAACAUGGGGGAGGCAAGCGUUGCUCCUGGGGCCGAGCAGGGUCCAGUGACGGCAUUGGAGACCCUCCUUGUGACCGCUCUGCCAGGGGUGCAAGUGGCCAUUGUGCUGUGCAUAAUCCUUUGGUGGAAGACAAUCGCAUCCAUGGGGGACGAACACUGGGAACUGCUGUUGCUGCAUGUAGAGCGACCACCAGAUCUGAAAAGAUGAAAGAGGUUGCUCGAGAGGAUAACUUAAUCUCGAAGAUGGAAAUUGGUGGGGGCAAUCUUUUAAGUUUCGACGGAUGUGAUGAGACAAAAUUCAUGCAUCCGGCGAGCACUCCGCACUCAAUGUUAGUUUCUGGUCCUGAAGGUAGGGUGCAUGGGGCAAUCUUAAUGGCAUUCUUCGCUAGCAGCUCAAGUUCCGGGAGCCACUGCAGAAUCCAAGGUGAGGGUGAUACAUCUAAGGAAGGUAUACCGAAUGCUCUGCCUCACAAGUGGCUAUAGAUAUGCUCGUCUCUCUAUUUGUGGCUUCGAUUCGAUUUCGGCUAGGUUGAUCUGUUCAUGUCCUUUGCUUCGCAUUCUCUUUGGUAACUUCGUAGUGUUGAAAUGAAAACCCUCUGUUUGUCGUCGUGCUGGCUAGAGCUUGUUUGUUAAUUACUCCAUUUGUGAAAUAAAAUAAGGGAGGAAAGAAGUGUGGGCAGUGUCACCAUCUAAUUGUUGAGUGUAUGAUAUUCUAGAUUUUUGCUUUAGGUUGGUAGAUUUUCUGCGAAACAGCAGCGUGUACAUUUUUUUUGAAUUUUUAUUGCACUUGUAAAUCUGAUUUGCUUUGCAUUGUAAACUUGACAUCAGAUUCUCUACCUGUAAAUUAGUUCUUGUUCAA